CUCUCUCUCUCUCUUCAGACAGAAACCUUUUUAUAAAUGUCUGAAAAACCAUACCUAGAAAUUCAUCGUCUUCUCCACUUCGACCAUUCGUUUUCACAUUUGUCCAGAGCUUUUCAAACAUUCUUCAAACCCUUUUUUUUCAUGGAAAUCUCCUCUUUCCCAUUUCUCAACCCACAGGACGUCGACGAGUGUUCCCACUUCCUUGGUCUAUUUCAGGACAUGGAAUCCACUCCUCCUGGUUUCGGAUUCGACGACAACGGCAGCCAUAAGAAGCGUCCGAGGAAAGACGAAGACGGUGGUCCGAACAAGAACAGCGAAGCAUUCGGCGACAUACUCGCGUCGCUUCUGCUCUUGGACGAGGAAGCGAAGCAGCAGCAGGAGCAGUGGGAUUUCGAAUCCCGACGGGAAAAAUCCGUUCUCGAAGCAAAUCACCGGGAGAAACUCAGAACAAUGGACGGUUACAACGACCAAUUACAGUCCCAUUACUCCGCAAUGUCGGAAUCCGACACAUCCCGCUCGAAACGCGCGCGAAAAUCCGCCGUGGCGGUUGGGGGCGCAUCCGGGUCGGGACCGGGACCGGGUUCGGGUCAGAGGCGUUUGUGGGUGAAGGAGCGGCCGACAGACUGGUGGGACCGCGUGAGCCGACCGGAUUUCCCGGAGGAAGAAUUCCGGCGAGAGUUCAGGAUGAGCAAAUCGACGUUCAACCUCAUCUGCGAGGAGCUACAAGAGGCGGUGACGAAGAAGAACACGAUGCUCCGAGACGCGAUUCCGGCGCCAAAACGCGUCGGCGUCUGCGUUUGGCGUUUAGCGACUGGAGCGCCGCUGCGACACGUGUCGGAGCGCUUCGGCCUGGGAAUCUCCACAUGCCACAAGCUCGUGAUCGAAGUCUGCAGAGCCAUUAACGACGUGUUGAUGCCGAAGUACCUCCGGUGGCCAUCGGAGCAAGAACUCAGAUCCACGAAGGAGAGAUUCGAAUCUCUGUACAAAAUCCCGAACGUUGUCGGGUCGAUCUACACAACCCAUGUCCCCAUCAUCGCUCCCAAGGUCCACGUCGCCGCGUAUUUCAACAAGAGACACACAGACAGGAACCAGAAGACAUCGUACUCCAUCACUGUCCAAGGGGUUGUAAAUUCCGACGGAAUCUUCACCGAUGUCUGCAUCGGAAAUCCCGGGUCACUCACGGACGACCAGAUCCUGGAGAAAUCGUCGCUUUUCCGGCAACGAGCGGCUCGUGGGCUCCUCCGGGACGGGUGGAUCGUCGGGAAUUCAGGUUUCCCGCUGACGGACUGGCUCCUGGUUCCGUACACGAGGACGAACCUGACAUGGACGCAACACGGGUUCAACGAGAGGAUCGGAGAGAUUCAGGCGGCGGCCAUGGCGGCGAUGGGGAGGAUGAAAGGUCGAUGGGCAUGUCUGCAGAAGCGUACAGAGGUGAAGCUACAAGAUCUUCCGUACGUGUUGGGAGCGUGUUGUGUGCUUCACAAUAUAUGCGAGAUGAGGAAGGAGGAGAUGUCGCCGGAAUCAGGGUUCAAGGUCUUCGAUGACGUCACCGUGCCGGAGAAUAAUCUCCGGUCGGCGGCUGCGGUUCAGGCGAGGGACAACAUCGCUCACAAUCUCCUGCAUCGUGGCGCCGCCGGCACGAGUUUUCUAUAGCGGUUUUUGGAUUAAUAUAAAGUUAAUUGAAAUCUAAUUUUGUUAAAAUUCGUAUACGGAUGUUAUUCGAUUUUUUUUUUUUUGUAUAGGUUCCAUAUAUAAUAAGAUGUUUUUUUUUUUUGGGUUUUUAGAGAUGAUGACAUAUGUUAGUAGAGUUUCAAAAGACAAAACUUCGAUAUGUGGGUAUUUCCGAUUUCGUUAAAAAAAACGUGAAUUUAUUGAA
Messenger RNA from Tarenaya hassleriana, 1876 nucleotides. Its product is annotated as putative nuclease HARBI1. NCBI's taxonomy places the organism in Eukaryota, Viridiplantae, Streptophyta, Magnoliopsida, Brassicales, Cleomaceae. The transcript has a single exon. The record is from RefSeq and is a predicted model, not a curated record. The coding region runs from base 142 to 1653 and encodes 503 amino acids.